This is a messenger RNA of Cucumis melo (muskmelon), 792 nucleotides long. Its product is annotated as transcription factor TCP7. Gene Ontology annotation, cellular component: nucleus. The transcript has a single exon. Gene Ontology annotation, molecular function: sequence-specific DNA binding; DNA-binding transcription factor activity. Bases 1 to 561 code for a protein of 186 amino acids. NCBI's taxonomy places the organism in Eukaryota, Viridiplantae, Streptophyta, Magnoliopsida, Cucurbitales, Cucurbitaceae. The record is from RefSeq and is a predicted model, not a curated record.
AUGGGUUCAAAGAACAUGAGAGUAAAAAAGCCUACAUCUAACUCUCCAAGAAAUGCACCAAAACUCAAUUCACCAAUUGCCUCAGAGUCUAAGCUCAUCCCUUCCAAAGCUCCAAAAGAUCGCCAUGCCAAGGUUCAUGGGCGCGAUCGACGUAUCCGUCUUCCACCAUUGUGUGCUGCUCGUGUGUUUCAGCUAACUCGUGAGCUCGGAAACAAAACAGAUGGUCAGACGGUAGAGUGGCUGUUGAAGAAGGCUGAGCCAUCCAUUAUUGCCUUAACUGGUAAAAAUAUUGCUUCUGCUACCCUAGAUUUGCCUGGCUGCAGCAAGCCUUUUGAUCCAUCUUCAUCAAACAUUAAUUCUACUACUACAAGUUAUUUUGAAGAAGAAACUCUUGGUGGAAACAACUAUGCAUUCCCAACGGUUAAUGAAUGCAUACCUUUGCCAAAUUAUGAAUUCGAUUUGGUCUCGGAUUUUGAUAUGGAACUUUUUGCUCAUCACAUUGCUACACUUCAAGAAGUGGCAGAAAACUCUGAGCAAGAAACCGAGGACGGCGAUGACUGAAGAUUUAGAUUAAUGGCAGUUUAUGACAUGUAAUCGAUAGAAAUAAUGGUAUCUCUCUAUAUAUGGCCAAGAUGAUAGAAAUGGAGAAGUAUGAACGUUAUAUUUGCUAGUGAAAAAGGAAAGUAACUAAUAAUCAAAGAAUGAAAGAAAACUUGUUAUGUUCUUUGUUAUCAAAGGAAAGGAAUUCAAUUUAUAGGCAGCUGGGCCAUUUUGGUCGAUGCCUAACCGUCC